This is a messenger RNA of Stegostoma tigrinum, 1528 nucleotides long. RefSeq names its product zinc finger protein 239-like. Gene Ontology annotation, biological process: regulation of transcription by RNA polymerase II; central nervous system development. Lineage: Eukaryota; Metazoa; Chordata; Chondrichthyes; Orectolobiformes; Stegostomatidae. The record is from RefSeq and is a predicted model, not a curated record. Gene Ontology annotation, molecular function: DNA-binding transcription factor activity, RNA polymerase II-specific; RNA polymerase II cis-regulatory region sequence-specific DNA binding. Gene Ontology annotation, cellular component: nucleus. Bases 381 to 893 code for a protein of 170 amino acids. The transcript is spliced from 4 exons.
ACGACUUUGUGCAGGGUGAUAGCGAUGGAGGAGCGUUGGUUCAGGCGGCUCCUGGACCGUUAACAAACGGACAGAACGAUGGGGCCGCUGCAUUCAGCAUAUGGACGGAAAAGCUUCGUAAAGAUGUUCGGUGCCGGCUCCAGCGGGAGAUUUCCAAAUUGCAGACGGUGAAAUUAUUGAUGGAAUUCUUUGAGGAGUGACUUGUGCUGUGGAUAAAGGGAGCCUGAUGAUCUCUUGUUCUUGGCUUUCCUGAAGGCAUUUCACAAGGUACCAUGGAAAAGGAUAUUAGAAGGAGAGAAUUUACAGUCGGGAAACUGCAACCGAUCAGGAUUUCAGAGUGGCCCAAUUUGGUGUAACCUGAAUCUCGUUGGGUUUUGAACAUGGAAGGAGAAUACACUGUUGACAGCGGUGAGAAACUGUACAUGUGUGACGUGUAUGCACGAGCGUUCAGCCGAUCAUCUGACCUCUCGAAACAUAAACGGAGUCACAAGGAGAAACUGUGGAAAUGUGGGGAUUGUGGGAAUGGAUUCAGAUCCUCGACUGAACUGGAAAUUCAUCGGCGCAGUCACACUGGGGAGAAACCAUUCUCCUGCUCUGAAUGUGGCAAGGGAUUCAGUCAGAAAUCCCACCUGCAGAGACACCAGCGAGUUCACACUGGGGAGAGACCAUUCUCCUGCUCUGAGUGUGGGCAGGGAUUCACUAAUUCCUCCAACCUGCUGAUACACCAGCGAGUUCACACUGGGGAGAGGCCGUUCAUCUGCUGUACGUGCGGCAAGGGAUUCACUUUGGCUUCCAGCUUCCAGCCUCCAGACUCAUCAACGAAUUCAUACUGGGGAGAGGCUAUUCACCAGCUCCUAGUGUGGGAGGGGGAUUCCCUGACACAUGUAGCUUGAUGACACAUUGGUGAAUUCACACUGAUGAGAGAGUGUUUACCUGUUCCUACUGUAGGACAGUGUUGAGUCAAUUCAGAUAAACGACUGUACAUCAGCAGACUGCCUGUGGAGAAGCUGAGUGAGGGGAUUCACUGAAUCUGCCACCUUUUGGACAGUUCACACUGGGGAGAGGCUGUUCACUUUCUCUGUGUCAGGGAAGGGAUUCAUUGAGUUAUGAAAACUGCUGAAAUGUCAGUGAGAUCCUGAGUAACUGCUGUGAUGAAGGAUGUAUAAUUUAUAUAAAUUCCAGAUGGAAGUUGGCUUUUAUAAUAGUGACACUGAAUUUGGUUCAUUUUCUGAAAGUUUUCUUUGAAAGAAAAAGUGUGAAUCCUUGUGAAACAGUGACCUUCCUCCAGCACUGCUCAGAAUGCAAGUGGCUGUGGAGCCCCAUGUGGAGUGAAUGGGAAAUUGUUUAGACUCUUGUUGAUUUGCAAUGGAUGAGCAAACAUCAAAGGACAUCAUCUUGUUUUCAGUUCAGAGUAAUCAAGGAUUGAUUCUUCUUUAUAAACCCAAGGUUAGAAGGUAUUUUGGGGAUAAUGGGAACUGCAGAUGCUGGAGAAUCCAAGACAACAAAAUGUGAGGCUGGAUGAACACAG